AUUGGAUAUUGGGACAUUGAGCGAAGAGUAGCUAAAUUUGAUGUGUUGCGUUUCGAUAUGCCAGAAAUUGUCCCAAAUAGAGUUGUUAGCUUUACGAGUGAGGACAAGGCAUUUCCUGCAUCCAAUCUAUUAAAAGGAUCAUCAUUUUCAAAAUGGCGUUGCCUUACCGGUGGAACAAAACAAGAAGCAGUGGAAUUCAGUUUCUCAGAACCUGUUGAAAUUUCACGCAUAGACAUUGGAAAUAAUGGUUCUGCUUUUAUUGAAGUGUUGGUGCGAAGAUCUGCUUCCUCUGAAGAUCCGUCGGUAAUUAUCCCGAUUUAGAGUGGGGUUUCCUUUACUUCUUUUUUUUGUUUAUUUUAGGUACUUCUUCCAUCUUCAUCUUUUAUGUCUCCAGUGGAUGCAAAAAAUGAGACUAAUCUGAAUCGUGUCCGUGUAUUUAGUGGAGAUCAGUUCACCAAAUCGGUUGCUAGUCAAAAAUGGGAUAUUGUUAAAUUUGUCUGCUCUCAACCAUUUAACAAAACACUACAGUAUGGUAUUUCUUUUGUUUUCUUUCAUACUCCUGCUACGUCAAAUCCUCAAGCUGAUAAUAAUAAAGAAAUUAAAGUUGAUAGCUUGAUAAGUGAGGAAGAUACGGAUUCACCUGAAUUCAAACCGGGAUCACUCUUUCAGGCUUCACGUCAGACAGUAUCUUGCAGUCAAGAUAGCUCGGAAUCUAAAUCCUCGGUUUCAGACAAACUUAUUGCUGCUAAACAGUCAACGAAUGUAGCAGCUACUGUAAAUACCCCCAAACCACCAGUUCAUCAAGUGAAUCGACAAAAUACUACUCCAAAAGUCAGUAACACUGUUCAUCACCAACCCAACCAAAAACCUGUUUCGUCGUCGUCGUCUUCUGCCCCUUCCUCCUCUGCUUCUUCUUCUUCUUCUAGUCGUCAUACAACCCAACAACCUCCCAAAACACCAGAAACAUCUGAAGUACGAAGAACAGCUAAACCAUCUCAUUCUACAUCGAAUAAACCUUUAUCAAAUGUUAUCUUCACAUUAAGUGGUUAUCAGAAUCCUUUGCGAAGUCAAAUUAGAGAUAAAGCCCUGGAACUUGGUGCAAAGUAUAGACAAGAUUGGACUACGGAUUGUACACACUUGAUUUGUGCGUUUCCAAACACACCGAAAUUUAAUACGGUUAAAGGAAAAGGUAUCAUUGUUUCUGACAAAUGGAUUACACAAUGUUAUGAAACAAAGAGUUGUGUCCCAUGGCGUAGUUAUCGUGUCGGUCGAGCUCCUAGUCCACCAAAUGCUACUUCUGUACAGCCCCCUACUUCUAAUGAUUCUGAUGACAAUGAUGACAGUCAAUCACCUCCAUCACGGUCAACACAACGUGUACCAAGUUUACGAAUGAGAGGUGGUAGACAAAAUACAAGUGAUGAUGAAUGGCAUCCAAAUUCUUCUGAUGAAAAUCCCGACAAUGAUGAUGACGGUGAUGAAGAAUGGGACGACGAAGAAGAAGAAGAAGAUGGAGAGGCGGAAGAAGACAAUGAUGCCGAGGUGGAUUCUUCUGAUGAACUUGGUGGUAGGCGACGAAAGCGCAAACGUGCAACUGAGAAUAAGUCAGCAAGAAAAAGACAUCGUCCCAGUGGUGGAAAUAAUGCUUCCACUGAAGCGAAACGACCUGCGAGAACUAAUAAUCCAGAGAAUGAGGAUACAGACGAUGAAAUCCAAAGAGUAAUGGCAUCAAGUAAUAACCAAGCACCAGAUAAUCCUGCUGCCGCUACUACUACUACUACUACUGUUAGUGAUGGUGAACAGGAGGAGGUGGAUAAUCACGAGAUUGAGAGAGACGGUGAGAACAACAAUGAUGAUGACGAUGAAGAUGAUAUCGAACAGUCAGCGGUUGAAAAUCUUCCAGAUAUCUUCAUUAACAAGCACUUUUUUAUUCACAAUAAAUCAAUACCUAAAGAUGAAGAACGUCUAAUUGAACGUUUAAUUAUUGCAUUUGCUGGCACUUUACAUCAAUAUAUGAAUAAUGAAGUUCAAUAUGUGAUUACACGCUCAGAUUGGGAUUCUGAAUUCGAUGAUGCAUUAUCAUCCAAUGCAAAUUUGAUAUUCACUCGACCAGAAUGGAUAUUUGCCUGUGAUCGAACAGGUCAAUUAGAAGCUUAUGGAUUAUAUCAGGUUAAACCGUUAUAACGGAUAUUUUGGUUAAGUAGUCAUGGUGAUGAAGAAGAUAUUUUGAAGUUAAUUUGUUGAAUGACAAGAAAGGCAAGCAAGCAAGCAAGCAAAUUGGUGUAGCGCGAUUUUUGUCACUGUCAAACCCUUUGUUAAUAGAGAGAACUUCUGUACACCCUGUUUUUUUUUCCUCGCCAUGCUCUUCUCUCUUUCUUCUACUAAAAUCUUAGUGGAGAAGGAAGUUGUUCAACCUUCUUACUUGCUUACUCAUUCUCAUCACUGUCUUCAUCUCGUUUUUCUUCUCUCGCUCUCUCUCUCUCUUGGAUGCUGAUCACUUUUCGAAUCGCCUUUUCGUUGUAGAUUUUGCUCCGCCAUUAUCCUUAUGUACCGGUGUGGUGUGUGUUUCAGUUCUACUGUUUUAUAUUCUUACCAUUUUGAUUAUUGUGUUUUUUAAGUCAUAUAAUUUUGUGUAUAAUAAACAUACAAUAAAUAUAAAUAAUAGAUUGCCUCUGGUUUAUUCACUCAUUCC
Molecule: messenger RNA, 2689 nt
Organism: Trichobilharzia regenti
Lineage: Eukaryota; Metazoa; Platyhelminthes; Trematoda; Strigeidida; Schistosomatidae
Source: the annotation of a GenBank genome assembly